This is a messenger RNA of Belonocnema kinseyi, 919 nucleotides long. RefSeq lists its product as uncharacterized. The coding region runs from base 394 to 765 and encodes 123 amino acids. The transcript has 5 exons. Lineage: Eukaryota; Metazoa; Arthropoda; Insecta; Hymenoptera; Cynipidae. The record is from RefSeq and is a predicted model, not a curated record.
UGACAAGAAGAACAAAGGCCAAAACAACUGACACAGCGGACUCAGAAAAUUCUGCAGUUGUUCGUGAGAUACCCAUUGCAAAAGAAACUGCGAAAGCAAAAAGCGGAAGAUGUUCGAGCAGAAGGAGCGAAAGAGUAGUCUACAGGAGAAGGUAGUGCAAGUUGUGCGCCAGAGACAGACUGCACGGGACCAAUUAAUCAGUUUCGCUGGAAGAGUGGAGCAACAAAAUUUCCCUCAUUAUAAGCCUUAAAAAAUAUAUAUAUAUAUUUGAGCGAGGACUGCAAGAAUACGAAGGACCAGCUAAGAGUUAAAGAUGAACUUAUCCAAGAACUUCCAAAAUAUGUGGCCUCUUUCGCAAAUGCGCUUACUCAAUCAAAUAAUACUCAUUAGCCAAUGAACGUAGAUGAGGUGGACAUAGGUGGAGGAGUCCUGGUCAGUGAAAUCGGGCUGAACGAUGUCAGAGUCAACAAAAAACUCAACGCAUCGAAGAUUGUGAGUGGUUUAUCCACUCUCAUUUUUGAUGACGUUGAGUUGAGGACUCUGACAAUAACGGGGAAGCCAUGUAAUUUGAAUUUAAAUAAAAGCCAUCAGUCUUCCUUGGGUAUGUUCGAUGACACAAAAAUAAAUGCAUUAAAAGCGGGAUACUUACAGAUUUUGGAGUCACGGAAUAACCGAGACAAGUCAGAAUACGGUAAUCGGAAAGAAUAUUUUACCAAAAAGGUCAAAUAUAAGAAGGACUUGUUCCGCAGGGGAAAUAAGGAGUGAAUCAGCCAGGAUAUCAGCUCCACACGCUCAGAUCCAAAAUUGCACGACGCACAGUGUUCGGAAAACCCAAAAAGCUGGCCAAAAUUCGAGACAAAAAUUUAUUUUUGUAAUUUGAACUGUUGCAGUCGGUAGAGUAGGAUCCUCUGCGUAUGUA